Messenger RNA from Babesia sp. Xinjiang, 2892 nucleotides. Its product is annotated as DNA replication licensing factor MCM3 -like protein 1. Gene Ontology annotation, cellular component: MCM complex; nucleus. Gene Ontology annotation, molecular function: single-stranded DNA helicase activity; ATP binding; ATP hydrolysis activity. Lineage: Eukaryota; Apicomplexa; Aconoidasida; Piroplasmida; Babesiidae. Gene Ontology annotation, biological process: mitotic DNA replication initiation; double-strand break repair via break-induced replication; DNA strand elongation involved in DNA replication. Bases 1 to 2892 code for a protein of 963 amino acids. The transcript has a single exon. The record is from RefSeq and is a predicted model, not a curated record.
AUGGCAGGAAUGAGAGGCUACGUCGCAAGAGACUCUAUAGACUCUUCUCCGUCGCAGCGCUCGUCGCUUGCUACAGAUCGUCUAGUUACGGUAUCGGAGUUAGGGACAUCAAAAUCGAUGGGAAGUGUGAGUGAAGGUUUCGCAAGUCCUGCUGCAGGAUAUACGCCGAAUGUGAGCGGUACUAUUCGCAGCUCAGGUUCUGAGACAGAUAGACAACGUCGUCUAGAUCAUAUGCAUCAACAAAUUCUUGCCGAAUAUGAGGGUGCACGUGAGACUCUUAUGGUAUACCAAAGGAGCUAUCGUGCUGCUGUCGAGCGAUUUCUCUUAUUUGCAAGUGAAAACAAACAGAUUUACAGCAAGGUACUAGAUCUUCAUCAACAAGUUGAAAAAGCUUUUGAGAAGAGUCAAGAGAGUACAUCUGCACAACUUGCUGUGCAUCUGAGGGUCAUUGUUAACGUUAGUAUGCUCUACCUACGUAGUGAAGGAUCCAACUCCUCUCUGGCACAGAUGCUCAUCAAAUCACCAUAUAUGACAUACCAGGCAUUCCAAGAUGCCAUUCAGGAAGUAUGGCGCGCGCAGAGCUCUAAAUUAUCAGUUGAACCUCCUAAAUUGGGAAUUUGCGGUUGGUUGGGACGCCAUCAUGUAACACCGAGAGGUUUGUGUAGCAGCAUGAUCAACACUUUGACUGCUGUUGAGGGCGUAGUCAACAAAUGCUCCUCGGUAUACCCUAAAUUAUCGCAGUCCGUGUAUGUAGGUGAACCCGUCUACGACAUGAUGCACGAGUCCGAGAAAACUGUACAUCUGAGGCAGCACUAUGAUCUUACAGAUUUUACUAAAACCCUGAAAGACAAUGGAUUGCCGCCAAGUGCUGACCCUGAUGGUAAGGUUGUGUAUCGUCAGGAAAUCGGCCUUUGCAGUUAUCGCAAUUACCAAACUUUUGUCAUACAGGAGACGCCAGAGGACUCCUUUACUGGACAGAUGCCGCGAUAUGUAUCGGUGAUUGUACAAGACGAUCUCUGUAACGUCGUACAGUGUGGUGAUAGAGUUCGUGUUUGGGGUGUCUAUCGCGCCGGGUGUGGCCGUGCAGAUGAAUCCAACAAUGGUAUAGGACGUGGUUAUCUUGUGGCCAAUUAUGUCGCUAUACGUAACAAGUUGUCAACCAGGUUGUCAAACGAGAUUACUGAUGAGGACCGUGCUAAAUUUAAGCAAUUGGCACAGUCUGAUGAUUGCUUGGGUAUAUUAACACGCUCAAUUGCCCCUUCUAUUUGCGGUCAUGAGAUUGUGAAACGUGGUAUCUUGUUAUCACUCGUCGGAGGCCCCGAAAGCGAUGAAGCUAGUGACCACCGUAUCAGGGGCGACAUUCAUGUACUACUAGUAGGUGAUCCUGGUUGUGGUAAGUCACAGAUGCUACGUUUCGUGAUGAACCUGCUUCCUGGCACCGUCUCUACAACAGGUAGAGGAUCGACAGGUGUGGGUCUCACUGCUGCUCUCGUUGUAGACCCUGAUACUGGUGAGAGACGUGUUGAGGGCGGUGCUAUGGUUAUGGGUGACCGUAGGGUGGUGUGUAUUGACGAGUUUGAUAAGAUGCAACCUGGUGACCGUGUGGCUAUCCACGAAGUUAUGGAACAACAGACGGUAACCGUUGCUAAGGCUGGUAUCCACACUACUCUUAACGCUAGAUGCACAGUCUUGGCUGCUGCUAAUCCUUUGUAUGGAUGUUGGAGUGAAGACAUGGACGUCUCUCAGCAGUUAUGUUUCGAGCGUUCUUUGAUAUCACGUUUCGAUUUGAUUUUCGUUGUACGUGAUGCCGCUACAGACAUGGAAGACGAGCGUAUAGCUGAAGCAGUGCUUCGCAAUAUCACGCAGAAGUCAAAGGUCGUGACCGCUAAAAAAAAUGCCGGUCAGUCAGGUCGUCCCACAGGUACCCCUAGUUGUGUUAUACAACCCAUGGAGGGUGAUAUGAAUCAGGUAGCGUUUGCAAACGCUACUUUCGACGGUUUCCACUGGGAAGAACAGUGGACGCCGAGCGCUACCGCCUCUGCACGGUCAAAGAAGGCUAAAUCCAUUGGCAAGGGUGCUGACGGGUUUUUGAAGAGCCGUUCAGAGUUGACAUACAUCGAUUGUGAUGGUGUCGAGCACGAUAUUGUAGACGCAGCGUUCCUACGCAAGUACAUACAUUACUGCAAGCAUUUGUACUAUCGUGAGAUGGAAGCUAUGGAGGGUUGGCGUCCAUGCCCUGAGAUUAGUGAAGUGGCUCGCCGCGCUAUCGUAGCUCUGUAUUCUCAGCUACGUGCACGGGCCCAACAGUCUGAAAACCAACGUCUGAAGCUACCACAACCGGUAACACCACGUACACUGGAAGCUAUUAUCCGUUUGUGCGUCGCUCACUCGAAGCUACAAAUGAAACGUUGGGUAACCGCCGACUGUGUCGCUGCUGUUGGGAAGCUACUAAACUACACAUUAUUUGGUGAUGCUUAUGAUAUAAGCGAGGUCGAUAUUAAUUCAGAGUCUGAUUUUGAUGAAGACGAACCUAUGGAGGAGGAUUCUCCUAAGCGUACUCGCGGUCGUCGUGCUGCAGGAGGUGAAUCCUCCCCUGUAGGCGCAAUUUCAGGUGAUCGGGAGCCCCGAGCUACUAGUAGAACCACUGUGAUGGUUGAUACUCCAAUGGCAGAUGGCACGGAAUCGCAGAGCGAUAACACAGUCACACUUCUCUCAUGUUUGAAGAAGCUGGACGCUGGUGACGGUGUUGACCUUUCCGAUCUUUACAUUGAGUUUUGUCGACAUGUUCGCAUUUCUAUGGAUGAUUUCAAGGUAUUUUUGCAGGAGUUGCACAACCAGGAACCAUCUCCUAUUGUAUAUUCUGAGGAAUCCUUUAUGGUUUUCAGUUGCUGA